GAGCUCUGGGAGGGCGACUUACUCGUUUGCUACUGAGCCGUCGCACUGGUCGUGCGCAAUAAGAGUACGGUGCCCGGGAGGCGCGACCGUAGCGGAAGUAGCGGUGGGCGCCUUUGCAACCGCCGCGGACGCCGCCGCCGGUUUUGUACAGGUUCGCUGGUCGCUAGCUGGAGUCACGAGGGGCUGCGCCGGCAGCGGAAACAUGGAGGGAGAUGGUUCAGACCCAGAGCCUCCAGACGCAGGAGAAGACAGCAAGUCGGAGAAUGGGGAAAAUGCGCCCAUCUACUGUAUCUGCCGCAAACCGGACAUCAACUGCUUCAUGAUCGGGUGUGACAACUGCAAUGAGUGGUUCCAUGGGGACUGCAUCCGGAUCACUGAGAAGAUGGCCAAGGCCAUCCGGGAGUGGUACUGUCGGGAAUGCCGAGAGAAGGACCCUAAGCUGGAGAUUCGCUAUCGGCACAAAAAGUCUCGAGAGCGGGAAGGCAAUGAACGGGACGGCAGUGAGCCCCGGGAUGAGGGUGGAGGGCGCAAGAGACCUGUCCCAGAUCCAGACCUGCAGCGCCGGGCAGGGUCCGGGACAGGGGUUGGGGCCAUGCUUGCUCGGGGCUCUGCUUCGCCCCAUAAAUCUUCUCCACAGCCCUUGGUGGCCACACCCAGCCAGCAUCACCAGCAGCAGCAGCAGAUCAAAAGGUCAGCUCGAAUGUGCGGGGAGUGUGAAGCAUGCCGGCGCACUGAGGACUGUGGCCACUGUGACUUCUGCCGAGACAUGAAAAAGUUUGGGGGGCCCAACAAAAUCCGGCAGAAGUGCCGGCUGCGCCAGUGCCAGCUGCGGGCCCGGGAAUCCUACAAGUACUUCCCUUCCUCGCUCUCGCCGGUGACGCCUUCAGAGUCCCUGCCAAGGCCCCGCCGGCCGCCACCCACUCAACAGCAGCCACAGCCAUCACAGAAGCUGGGGCGCAUCCGUGAAGAUGAGGGGGCAGUGGCAUCAUCAGCAGUUAAGGAGCCACCUGAGGCUACAGCCACACCUGAGCCACUUUCUGAUGAAGACCUACCACUGGACCCUGACCUGUACCAGGACUUCUGUGCAGGGGCCUUUGAUGACCAUGGCCUACCCUGGAUGAGUGACACAGAAGAGUCCCCAUUCCUCGACCCUGCCCUACGGAAAAGAGCAGUGAAAGUGAAGCAUGUGAAGCGUCGGGAGAAGAAGUCUGAGAAGAAGGUGAUGGAGAGGAAGGAGGAGAGAUACAAGAGACAUCGGCAAAAGCAGAAACACAAGGACAAAUGGAAACACCCAGAGAGAGCUGAUGCUAAGGACCCUGCAUCACUACCGCAGUGCCUGGGGCCUGGCUGUGUGCGUGCUGCCCAGCCUGGCUCCAAGUAUUGCUCAGAUGACUGUGGCAUGAAACUGGCUGCCAACCGCAUCUAUGAGAUCCUUCCCCAGCGCAUUCAGCAGUGGCAGCAGAGCCCCUGCAUUGCUGAAGAACAUGGCAAAAAGCUGCUUGAACGUAUUCGCCGGGAGCAGCAGAGUGCCCGCACCCGUCUUCAGGAAAUGGAACGCAGAUUCCAUGAGCUCGAGGCCAUCAUUCUUCGUGCCAAGCAGCAGGCUGUGCGCGAGGAUGAAGAGAGCAAUGAGAACGACAGUGAUGACACAGACCUACAGAUCUUCUGUGUCUCCUGUGGGCACCCCAUCAACCCACGUGUUGCCUUGCGCCACAUGGAGCGCUGCUAUGCUAAGUAUGAGAGCCAGACGUCCUUUGGGUCCAUGUACCCCACACGCAUUGAAGGGGCCACAAGACUCUUCUGUGAUGUCUAUAAUCCUCAGAGCAAAACAUACUGUAAGCGGCUCCAGGUGCUAUGUCCUGAGCACUCUCGGGAUCCCAAAGUGCCAGCUGAUGAGGUAUGCGGUUGCCCCCUUGUACGUGAUGUCUUUGAGCUCACAGGUGAUUUCUGCCGCUUGCCGAAGCGCCAGUGCAAUCGCCAUUACUGCUGGGAGAAGCUGCGACGUGCUGAAGUGGACUUGGAGCGUGUACGGGUGUGGUACAAGUUGGACGAGCUGUUUGAACAAGAGCGCAAUGUACGCACAGCCAUGACAAACCGGGCAGGAUUACUGGCCCUGAUGCUGCACCAAACCAUCCAGCAUGACCCACUCACUACCGACCUGCGCUCCAGUGCCGACCGCUGAGCCUACGGAUUCAGAGCCCUCACCCUGCAUUCCAUUUGGGGGAGUGGCCCGGAAUCCCCUUUUGUCCAUUUCUCCAUUAUUUGUUUCUUCCAUUGUCCCUGAGUUUUCUCCCUGUGCCUAUCCACCUUUGACUGCCUAAAGGGUUUCAGAAUUUCCCUCUCUCCAUUUUCUGUGCCUGGGUGGGACUGUGGAGUCUACUCACCCUUGCUUCCCUUCUCCCCUGGUUUUGUUAAUAAAAUUUUGAAGAACCAA
This is a messenger RNA of Marmota monax (woodchuck), 2434 nucleotides long. It is a transcript of the gene Cxxc1, whose product is annotated as CXXC finger protein 1. NCBI's taxonomy places the organism in Eukaryota, Metazoa, Chordata, Mammalia, Rodentia, Sciuridae. Gene Ontology annotation, molecular function: DNA binding; zinc ion binding. Gene Ontology annotation, cellular component: Set1C/COMPASS complex. The transcript has 15 exons. The coding region runs from base 203 to 2182 and encodes 659 amino acids. The record is from RefSeq and is a predicted model, not a curated record. Gene Ontology annotation, biological process: positive regulation of DNA-templated transcription.